Messenger RNA from Nerophis lumbriciformis (worm pipefish), 1073 nucleotides. It is a transcript of the gene skp1, whose product is annotated as S-phase kinase-associated protein 1. The record is from RefSeq and is a predicted model, not a curated record. Lineage: Eukaryota; Metazoa; Chordata; Actinopteri; Syngnathiformes; Syngnathidae. Gene Ontology annotation, biological process: ubiquitin-dependent protein catabolic process.
CCCGCCUCCUCCCCCUCCAUGUUGUGACAAAGCAGCGCCGAGUGCGGACUGGAAAUACUUAACUUCUUUUUCUUCUUCUUCUCUUCUACUGCUUUAAAGAGACUACAGGCCAAUUAUUCAUUAUUGUUUAUAAACAAAACGCAUUUACGAUGCCCACCAUAAAGUUGCAGAGCUCCGAUGGGGAAAUUUUUGAGGUGGACGUGGAAAUAGCCAAACAGUCCGUGACCAUUAAAACCAUGUUGGAAGAUUUGGGAAUGGACGACGAAGGAGACGACGACCCGGUCCCUCUUCCCAACGUCAACGCGGCAAUUCUUAAGAAGGUGAUCCAGUGGUGCACCCACCACAAAGACGACCCCCCUCCCCCUGAGGACGACGAGAACAAGGAGAAGCGCACCGACGACAUACCCGUCUGGGAUCAGGAGUUCCUCAAAGUGGACCAAGGCACCUUGUUUGAGCUCAUUCUGGCCGCCAACUAUUUGGACAUCAAGGGUCUUCUGGACGUGACGUGCAAGACGGUGGCCAACAUGAUCAAAGGAAAGACCCCCGAGGAGAUCAGGAAGACGUUCAACAUCAAGAACGACUUCACGGAGGAGGAAGAAGCCCAGGUGCGCAAAGAGAACCAGUGGUGUGAAGAGAAGUAAACGCUAACACUGGAUAGGAACCUGGUUGCACUGCUCUUGUUCAUACUUGUUAAUAUUUACACCACUCGUCCCCUCACCUGUGUCUUCUUUCUACCUGGCCCCGCACCUGUGUCCCCUAGCUUCUACCUUCUGGAAUAACAUCUCCCCAAUAUUUAAAUUAAUAAGUCGUGGCUGUUAGCACACGCAUCGUCGACAUUUUACGCAUCUUUUUUUUUUUUUUUUUACUGCUUCGUCUUAGUUGGUAAAUCAGACUUUUUGUGGACAAUAGAAGAAGAAAGUGUGAAUUAGAAUAUUUACUGUCUUGUUGAAGUGAGUUUUGUUUUGGCUCGCUAAAUCCUAACUGACGUCGCCUCGCAGGGAAAGAAAAAAAAAAGUUUCACACAUCGCUUGAUGAUUUUGGGAGUAAUUAAAAUACUGCAAAAAAAGGGAAAA